This is a messenger RNA of Trifolium pratense (red clover), 2008 nucleotides long. RefSeq names its product ATP-dependent 6-phosphofructokinase 4, chloroplastic-like. Gene Ontology annotation, molecular function: 6-phosphofructokinase activity; ATP binding. Gene Ontology annotation, biological process: glycolytic process; fructose 6-phosphate metabolic process. Bases 113 to 1678 code for a protein of 521 amino acids. Lineage: Eukaryota; Viridiplantae; Streptophyta; Magnoliopsida; Fabales; Fabaceae. The record is from RefSeq and is a predicted model, not a curated record. The transcript is spliced from 14 exons. Gene Ontology annotation, cellular component: cytoplasm.
AAUUGGUCUCUUUAUUUAUUUUAUUCUGAGUUGUACAGAGUUGAUGAACAUGAACCAACUGAAUUAAUUUCUUGUAUUUGUCGCAAAGAGAUUCCGCUCCCAAAGCAGUAAAAUGGAUCUCUCCUCUUCUUCCUGUGCUUCUCUCUCUAAAACCUAUCAUCAUCCGUUUUCUCUCUCUCUCCUCCAUCCAAACUCUCUUCAACUGUUGCGAUCCCAUCAUCUUCCUCACCGCAGAACACUCUUUCUCCGGAACUCGCCACCACCAUCCUCGUUUUCCCGCCAAAACAAUCUCCCACUCACACCUGUUCGAGUUUCCAAUCAAUCUCAAAAUGACAGUUUUGUCCUCGAAGACGUUCCACACCUUACCAAUUUCCUUCCCGAUUUGCCGUCGUAUCCAAACCCAUUGCAAGAGCGCCAAGCUUAUUCCAUUGUCAAGAAUACUUUUGUAAGUCCAGAAGAUGUGGUUGCACAAACUAUUGUUAUUCAGAAAGAUAGUCCUAGAGGAAUUCAUUUUCGCCGUGCUGGACCUCGAGAAAAGGUUUACUUCAAGCCAGAAGAAGUACGUGCUUGCAUAGUGACUUGUGGAGGAUUAUGCCCUGGAAUUAAUACAGUGAUCAGGGAAAUUGUAUGUGGCUUGAAAAACAUGUAUGGUGUUGAAGAUAUACUUGGGAUUGAGGAAGGAUAUAAAGGGUUUUAUUCGAAAAAUACUAAGAGAUUGACAACUAAAGUGGUUAAUGACAUCCAUAAACUUGGGGGAACAUUUCUUCGUACAUCUCGUGGAGGACAUGAUACCCAGAAGAUAGUAGAUAACAUUGAGGACCGAGGAAUAAAUCAGGUAUACAUUAUUGGAGGUGAUGGUACCCAAAAAGGAGCUGCACUCAUUUAUGAGGAAGUUGAAAAACGUCGUCUUCAAGUGGCUGUGGCUGGGAUUCCGAAGACAAUUGAUAAUGAUAUUGCUGUGAUAGACAAAUCUUUUGGAUUUGAUACUGCUGUGGAAGAAGCCCAGAGAGCUAUUAACGCUGCACAUGUGGAGGUUAAUAGUGUUGAAAAUGGAAUUGGAAUUGUUAAGCUAAUGGGAAGAUACAGCGGUUUCAUUGCCAUGUAUGCAACUUUGGCAAGUCGAGAUGUGGAUUGCUGCUUGAUUCCCGAGUCUCCCUUUUAUUUGGAAGGAAGAGGUGGGCUUUUUGAGUUUAUUGAACAGAGGUUAAAAGAAAAUGGACAUUUAGUUAUUGUGGUAGCAGAAGGAGCUGGCCAGGAAUACAUUGCUUCAGAAGUGCAUGCAGUAAAUGAGAAGGAUGCAUCAGGGAACAAGCUACUUCUUGAUGUUGGUCCAUGGUUAUCUCAUAAGAUCAAGGAUCAUUUCACAAAAUUUUCAAAGAUGGCGGUAAAUAUGAAAUAUAUAGAUCCUACAUACAUGAUUCGAGCUAUUCCAAGUAAUGCAUCGGACAACAUUUACUGCACUCUUCUUGCUCAUAGUUCUGUUCAUGGAGCUAUGGCAGGAUAUUCUGGCUUCACAGUUGGGCCUGUGAACAGUAGACAUGCUUAUCUCCCAAUCGCUCGUGUAACAGAGAGACCAAAUACAGUGAAGCUGACAGAUAGGAUGUGGGCUAGACUUCUUGAAUCCACAAAUCAACCAAGUUUUGUUGCCUCUGACCAACAAAGAGUUGACAAAGAGUAAAUCAAAGAUACAAAUAAGAUGAAUAUUGCUUCUGUCUAAUCUUGGUUUAAUAAUCUGCAUUAACUGUAUCUGCGCAUUGAUUAGCCAUGCUUCCUGUUGUUUUUAAUUUUUUAGUUGGGAAAAUUAGAAUAUGAUAGAUUUAUAUACAGGCAUGAUAUGUGUUCAACUAUGCCUGUAAACUAUCAGAUUUUUUUGUUGCUUAAAUUAUAUAUACAAGUGUACCUGCCCUUUGCAGCCAUAGGAUGUAAUUAAUUUUUAAUCGACGAAUGAGAUUAGCUACUAUGAACUCUGGUAAAUACACAGGUUUUUAGUUAUUGCAGUCUUAUCCUC